This is a messenger RNA of Candidula unifasciata, 639 nucleotides long. The record is from the annotation of a GenBank genome assembly. Lineage: Eukaryota; Metazoa; Mollusca; Gastropoda; Stylommatophora; Geomitridae.
AAGGAAUUAUUACACAACAAUUUCUAAAAUUGAGAAGCGGAGAGUUUGAUGUGCAAAGCAUCCAUACGAUAUCGUUGACCCAUUCAGAUAUCUGUGACCUGGGCUGUAUCGGAGAGUGUACAAGUCUGGAGAGGCUGGAUCUGUCCUACAACAACAUCAGUCACCUUCAGAAACUUUCAACAGCCACAUCACUGACAGUGCUCAACUUGUCUGCAAACAGAAUCACAAGUUUGGAUGGCCUGCAGAUGCUAGAGAAUCUGGAGAAUUUGAAUAUUUGUGGAAAUCUUCUUGGCAGUGUUGACGUUCUCCGAAGCAUCUCAUGCUUGCUGAAGCUAACCACCUUGCGACUUCAUGACCCAGUUACAGGACUGACCAACCCGAUGUGCAACACAAGCUACCUAGACCAGGUCCUGUUGAUCCUACCAUUUGUGGAGACUCUCAAUGGUUCUCGGGUACGUGGCAAAGGGAGUGAACUGUUUCAGUUAUGUCAGAAUAUGGACAAAACUAUUAAAAACAUGCCAUCUGUAGAAUUACUUAGCUCUGAGGACAGCAGUCCACCAGCUCCAGAAGACAGAAGCCAGUGGGUGAUCUUACAGAGCUCUCAGGAUGAACUGUUGAAAGCUGAAGCAGCUCUGCAAG